Dermacentor silvarum is the source of this 939-nucleotide messenger RNA. RefSeq lists its product as uncharacterized. Lineage: Eukaryota; Metazoa; Arthropoda; Arachnida; Ixodida; Ixodidae. The record is from RefSeq and is a predicted model, not a curated record. The transcript is spliced from 8 exons. Bases 1 to 939 code for a protein of 312 amino acids.
AUGGAGUCCACCGCCGUCAGCGGAAUGAGCGUAUUGGAAUCCACCCCAGCUGAAGGGGACAACACCGCCGAUGAAUCGGCCGAGGUUGGUAGUGGCAGCGGCGGCAGUGGCGGUGAUCCUCCGCCCGCUGCUUAUUCGUCGAACCCACCCUCGCGACCAAAGGAGACUACAAAGGCGACUACUAAGGCCACCACUAAGCCGACAACGACGCCCAACCAAACCACCGCUCCCAAGCCUAAAACGGCCCCCGGGUCCACGAUGAAAACCGGGACUACGAAGACGACCAGGACAACGAAGACGACUAAGACUACGAAGACGACUAAGACUACGAAGACGACUAAGACUACGAAGACGACCAGGACUACGACAACCACGACAACCACGACAACCACGACAACGACGACUACCACGACAACGACUACUACUACGACUACGACGACCACGCUGGAGCCGGAAGUGAAGCUAAUUCUUUGCACCGUGGGUAGCGGCGCCGUCGUGCCGAACAUGUACCCGGGCGAGGCGCCCUGUGACUACUUGUUCUACAGUGACGUGAUCAUCGUCAAACAAAAAAUACGCGCCUCUCAAGUACAGACCAGCUGGACUACCUUCCAAAUGAUGGCCAAGAAGUAUAGACGGGUUCGGCCCGGCAUCGCCUUUGACUACCGGUAUCUGACGGAUUCGAACUUGCAGCAAGCCGCUACUGAACUCGAUGACCUACAGAGGACCGGGAACAUUAAGAGCUACGGCAUUCUGAACUUCGUGACGAGACCGAGUGAUUUGACGAGCGCUGUGGGCUCCAAAAGAUCUGUUUUGGAGAAGCUCUCCAAGAGGACCGAGAAUGACCCAGACAGAAUUACUGUCCUCGCAGUAGGAUUCGCCUACUACAGAGGCAGCUACAUGGACGACUUCAAGGCAGCUUUCAAGAGGGUUGCCUCGUAA